AUGGCCUCUCGCUCAGGCUCAGCCACUCCUAUAACAGCCGCUUCCUAUGCCUCUCGGCGCUCUCGCGCACCGGCCUCGGCCCCCGCCUGUUCUUCUUGGAGCGGAAGCGGCAGCCCGUCAGGAUUGCAAUCUGCCGGAAACCUGUAUCUUCAUCCAGUAUCAAGGGGAAUUACUGUUGUGUGUUCAGUGAUGGAUGCAUCCAAGAGCAAGCAAGAACCAGACCAUCUCCUUAUUCUUGUCCAUGGUAUCAUGGCAAGCCCCAAAGACUGGACAUAUGGGGAAGCAGUUCUGAAGAGGCGGUUGGGUGAUAAUUUUUUCAUAUAUGCUAGUUCAUCGAACAACUACACCAAAACCUUUGAUGGGAUUGAUAUAGCUGGAAGAAGGUUAGCAAAUGAAGUCUUGGAUGUGGUUAACAAGAUGUCCAGCUUGAGAAAGAUUUCCUUCCUAGCACAUUCUUUGGGUGGUUUGUUUGCUAGAUAUGCUAUUGCAGUACUCCACUCAGUGGAAACAAAGAAUGCAGGACAAAGUAGUGCACUAAUUGUUCCUACAACAAGAGGGUCAGCAAAAUCAAGAUGCACUUCAGGAUUAGGUUCAAUUGCUGGAUUACAGCCAAUUAAUUUUAUUACCUUAGCAACCCCACACCUUGGGGUUAGAGGGAGAAAUCAGCUUCCGUUUCUUCAAGGUCUAUCAAUUCUAGAAAAACUUGCUGCACCUUUGGCUCCUUUAAUUGUUGGGCGCACUGGUGCUCAACUGUUUCUCACUGAUGGUGAUCCUAGUAAGCCGCCUCUCCUGUUACAAAUGGCAUCUGACUGUGAUGACAAAAAGUACACAUUAGCUUUAGCAGCUUUUAAGAACCGUGUCCUGUAUGCUAACGUUUCAUAUGACCACAUGGUCGGCUGGCGAACAUCUUCAUUGAGGAGAGAAAAGGAUCUUGUAAAGCCCUCACAUCGUUCACUGGAUGGCUAUAAGCACAUUGUGAAUGUUGAAUACUGUUCGCCCGAAUCAUCAGAGGGCCCCCAUUUCCCUUCCAAGGCUGCCAGAGCUAAAGAAGCUGCACAGCGAACGCCAAACAGAGAAAAUACCGAGGAAUACCACCAAAUGAUGGAGGAGGAGGUGAUCCAUAGCCUGCAGAAGGUUGGUUGGAAGAAGGUGGACGUCAACUUCCAUUCAUCAUUCUGGCCUUACUCUGCUCACAACAACAUACAUGUCAAGAACGAGUGGCUUCACAAUGCUGGUGCUGGUGUUAUCGCGCACGUUGCGGACAGCAUCAAGCAGCAGGAGUCACGGCCAUGUCUUCCUGCCAAUCUAUAG
Messenger RNA from Miscanthus lutarioriparius, 1311 nucleotides. The record is from the annotation of a GenBank genome assembly. NCBI's taxonomy places the organism in Eukaryota, Viridiplantae, Streptophyta, Magnoliopsida, Poales, Poaceae.